AAUCAAAUCAAUCAGUUGAGUUUUGUCACCGGAAGGGUGGGUACGCCGCAGUCGUUGUUUAAUUUUUUAAGUGUUUAAAAAUUUUAAAACAUGUCCUCGAGACCAGGAACAUUCAAAAAUCCAUUCUCAAGACCAUGGAUGACAGAAACUGGAGCAGCGGCUGCGGCUGGACCAGGGGCAGUGGGCCUGAAAGGAGUUGUUGCCGGCGGUAUAACUGGUGGCAUUGAAAUUUGUAUUACAUUCCCCACAGAAUACGUGAAAACACAACUCCAACUAGACGAAAAAGGUGGCACCAAGAAGUAUACAGGGAUAGUCGACUGCGUAAAGAAGACAGUGAAGGGCCAUGGCUUCUUCGGACUCUACAGAGGGCUCAGCGUCCUACUCUACGGGUCCAUUCCGAAAUCAGCCGUCAGAUUCGGAGUGUUCGAGCAGGCGAAGCAGUAUAUGAUCAAAGAGGACGGCACACUGUCCACCACGGGGAAACUCACGUGCGGGCUGGCGGCCGGGGUCGCGGAGGCCAUCAUAGCUGUCACCCCCAUGGAGACCGUCAAGGUCAAGUUCAUCAACGACAUGAGGAUGGAGAAACCACGGUUUAAAGGGUUCUUCCAUGGCGUUAGGACUAUUGUCAGGGAGGAGGGUGUUGGUGGAGUGUACAAGGGGGUGUCGGCGACGGUGAUGAAGCAGGGCAGCAACCAAGCCAUCCGGUUCUUCGUGAUGGAGUCGCUAAGGGACUGGUACAAGGGCGGCGACCGCGACAAGCCCGUACCCAAGUACAUUGUAGGCCUGUUCGGUGGUAUCGCAGGAGCGGCGUCGGUGUUCGGCAACACACCAAUAGACGUGGUCAAAACUCGAAUGCAGGGGCUCGAAGCCAAGAAAUACAAGAACACACUGGACUGCUUCAUCAAGACUUGGAAACACGAAGGGCCACUCGCCUUCUACAAGGGGACAGUACCCCGGCUCAGCAGGGUCGUGUUCGACGUGGCCAUCACGUUCACUAUAUACGAUAGUAUCAUGGAUAUGUUUAAUUAUGUGUGGAAGUAAGUAUGUGCUGUGAUUGAUGAGCAAGCAGUCGCCGUUCUGUACUUUUGUAGUAAGUGGAGUUAAUGUUCCAUUUCGUCGAGAGUUGUUUAUUAUGACGAACGCAGCAUGAUUAGUAUGAUAGUACAGAAAUAUAGUACAUCAGGGGGUUAAAUAGGCCACACCGAAGCAAUUCAUCUAAAAAAGCAAUAUUGCAAUUUGAGAUUUGCGCAUAUAAAAGUAAGUGCAAUGCAAACAAAUGUCAAAUAGCAAUAUUGCUUUCUUAGAUUAAUUGCUUCGAUGUGGCCAUUUUAAGUCCCCAGGGCUAACAAGCGCAACGUGAUAAAAUGUUGUCACGGUAAUUUUAUCGAUUCCAACGAUAUAAUUGCGUCGUUUUGUUGAUUAUUUCUAAUGUGUGAACCCAAAUAAAUCAUAUCGUCAAAACACAAACAAAAUCACGUGCCACGCAUGUUAGGGAAAAAAACAAACAUAUUUCGACAAAAUUUAUUGAAUCCAUCGAUAAUUUGUAUCACUUUGCGCAUGUUAGCCCUGUAUGUCUGUUGUCUCUUUCGCACUAACGGUAUACAGCUUAGUGCGAAAAAGACGGGGAUAUGUCACGUUAAUCAUGCUACGUUAAAAGCUAGAUUUCAUCAAUGCGGAUAUGUGCUGAGCUGUGUGUUACGUGACCAAUAAAGAACCACGUCUGUUAGCACCUCAUCGCACUCUCUUAUAUAUAUUGCUUUUUAAAAAGGGGUUAAAAAGGCCACAUGAAAGCAAUUCAUCUAAAAAAGCAAUAUUGCAAUUUGACAUUCGCGCAUGCAAACAAAUGUCAAAUAGCAAUAUUGCUUUCUUAGAUGAAUUGCUUCGAUGUGGCAAUUUAAACCCCCCAGAAAGGGAUAGAAGCGUAAGAAAGUGCUAUAGGGUGCUGCCAGAUGUGGUCCAACCCUAAAUGACCAACCUGGGCCUGUUCAUAGUAAGAGUGCAUAGGCACUUUCUAGAUAGCAUGUCUCAUAAGCACGGCGUCACUUACCAUCAGGGGAUUAUGGACAAAUGCUUGCCUAUCAUGCAUAAAGAAAGAUUUUCAAUAACGUUUCAAUUGGUUAUUAUUGUGUAUAGGCUAUUUGACAACCUAGUCAAAUGUGAUACUUUUUAUGAAACGUCAAAACGAAAGUUUUCUUAAAUACUGUCCUGUGACGUCAUCAAUAAAAGCGAUCGUACGUCGUCAACGUCGUACUCAUUGUUACUUAAUUCAUAAAUAAAAUUAAAAAUUAAGUCGAAAAGUAAAAUGAGAUUGAUUUUUGAUAAUCUUAGUGUCUUCUAUUUCUAGAUUAGCAUUUUAUAAUUUAUCUUUGACACAGUCAAAUACUCUAUUGGUUAUGGUCACUUACGCAUAGCUCAGCAUUAGUGGGAUACGGGACUUAUGCCCGAAAUAAAUCUCUGAGAUGAAAUAUUGGUGCUUAUUCUGGCAGGCCUACCCUUUUUUUUAUUUUGAUAGCUUUAAUAACACCCCUCUUUGCGUUGCGUCAGGGGUUAAAAAAUAAAGUAGUCACUUACGAUAAGUAAGAGAGAUAGUGAUAGAUAAUAUAUCCCACAAGUUAAUCCCACUUCUGGGCAAGACUGAGUCAUGACUUAUUUCUUAGAACUACUUAUAUAAACAUCCUCACUGCUGAGCACAGGCCUCCCCUCAAUCAACCGGACGAGGGGAGGCCUGUGCUCAGCCAUUGUGGGUGAUUUCUUACGCAACUUAGAACUGUCAGAAUAAAAUAAAGUUAUGUGCCAGAAUUAGCACUAUUUGAGUGUUUAAACGCGACGAAGUGGCAUUGUUUGUAAAAUGUGAUACAAAAUAAGAAAGAAAAAGUUGAUAAAGUUUAACAGAGUACAACAAGCAUCGACCUACCGCGAUGUUAGACCUAUUUACCAAGCACUUACUUAAAAAACUAGUUUUUUUUUACCAAAAUACAAAGUCAUAUAUGGCCACGGGGCCUAAAAAGGCCACGCUGCAAUUCAUCUAAACAAGCAAUUUGCAAGCACUUUGACAUUUGCGCAUAUAAAAAUAAUUGCGCUACAAAUGUCAAAUAUACAGGGUGUAAGUGACAUCGUAACGAAUACUGAGGGGGAUGAUUCAGCUGAUUAUUCUGAGUUAAUAUCAAAUGGAAUUUUCCAUCGCAAAAGCAUAGAAUUGAAAAUAAUUAAAAAAAUCUAAAUAAAAAAAACAUGAUUUUUGCGACGAAAAAAUCCACUUGAUAUUAACUCAGAAUCAUUGUCUGAAUCAUCCCCCUGAGUAUUUGUUAUGAUGUCACUAGCACCCUGUAUAAAAAAAAAACACUUGCGCAUUUAAAAGUAAAUGUGCAAUGCACACAACAAAUGUCAAAUAGCAAUAUUGCUUUUUAGAAAUGUCAAUGUCAGUGUGGCUUUUUUAGACCACACCGAAGCAAAUCACCUGAAAAAGCAAUAUUGCUAUUUGACAUUUGUGUGCAUUGCGCACUUACUUUUUAGAAAUAGAAAUACUCUUAAUGCGCAAAUGUCAAAUUGCAAUAUUGCUUUUUUUGACGAAUUGCUACGAUGUGGCCUUUUUAAUCCCCACAUCAACUUGACAAUUUAAUGUAGACUGUUGAAGUGCGACUGCUUAUCUCUACAUUGUACCAAGUUCUUGUUAGCCUCGUGUAUUUAUAUGUAGAUGUACAAAUGGUCCGUAAGCGCUUAGGCCGCGUACUGAAUGACAGCGGGUAGCGGAGCGGGUAGUGGCAUCGAUUAUGAAGGCACGGGAGUACGGAAUAACCCACAUUUAAUUAAUCACGCCAUGUUCUCUUUGGGAAAAUGCCCGGCAGUAAAAAACGCGCAAAAUUUAUGUAAAAAGCUCUUUUUAACACUGUCUGCUUUUUUCAUAUUGUUCUCUAUUGUACUCUGAUCCUAUCUGCAAUAAAGCGUUAUUACCUAGCAGACAGUGUGUUAACUAUGAAAGAGUUUUGGAAAUGGGUAUAUUCCUUCUUUGGGACAUCCCUGGCCUAUUAUCCGUCCGAAUUAAAUGGACAUCGGUGUCUCGAUACACGCGAACAAUACGGCACCGGCGCAAAAGUGCGUCGUUAAGUUUCCACAACAGGACGUCGUAUCGUAUCCGUUGUUAUCCUCCGGGAACCCGCUGUCGUCCAGUUAAGGCGUCUCUCUAGGUUCCAAAAGGCUUUAGCCUUUCCCAUUUCCUCUCAUUUACCUGCCCUAAUGAAAUCUGGUAAAUGAGCCCCAAAAGGGGAGAAACGACCUUCAAAUCCCCCUUCAUGUUCACUCAAUGUGAAAUGGUUCUAAGAGUACUAGAAGUAUAAUGAAUUAGAAAUAAAUUAUGAUGAAGUUUGUAAAUGUUAAUUUUUGAAUCAACGAAAGUAUAUUUUUGUAGGACAUUAAGGAAUCUUAAAUGUUUUGUUGUUACAUAUUUAUUAUUAUUACGAAUGACAUUUGAGCAGGGCUAUAUUAUUUUUUUUGUAUUUAUUGAAUUUAUGUUUGUUUUUAAUUACGAACAAUUUAUUAAUGCACUAGAAUUUUUGUGUAUGUACUGUAUGGACAGUCUCUAGCGGGAACUACUUAACUUUAUGGGUUGAUACACACAUACUUUUUUGUAUAGGCGUGUACUGAUGUGAAUGAGUAACUAAUCGUGUCAGUUAAUAAGUAUAUUGUGAUAAAGAGAGUAUUUAUUGUUUAAAAUCCUGUUACAGAUUGUCUAUUGAUAAACCGAAAUAUAAUUUCAGUAAGUAAAUGGUGACAAUAACAUUUCUGAAAUGCAUUUUGCACAUUUUAUAGAGUAUUUUUUACUCCUUUUUAUGAUCCCCGUUAAGGUCUCUUAAAUGGAAAUUAUCCCUUUAUACAUUUUAUAUGAAUUUGAACACAUUUUUGUAUUUUUUUAAGAGAUCUUAUAAGGACAUUCCAGUACGCAUCGGUACAGACUACAGACACGCAAAUCUUUUAUUUUUUAUUAAACUUGUUUAAGUUUUAAUAUCUGUUGACAUGUUUCUAUUUAUUUAUACUUUUUGUUUUUUUUAUCAAUAAAAUUGAUAGAGAAUUGGA
Messenger RNA from Pectinophora gossypiella (pink bollworm), 5070 nucleotides. It is a transcript of the gene sea, whose product is annotated as putative tricarboxylate transport protein, mitochondrial. Gene Ontology annotation, biological process: mitochondrial citrate transmembrane transport. The transcript has 5 exons. Lineage: Eukaryota; Metazoa; Arthropoda; Insecta; Lepidoptera; Gelechiidae. The record is from RefSeq and is a predicted model, not a curated record. The coding region runs from base 91 to 1041 and encodes 316 amino acids.